This is a messenger RNA of Rubroshorea leprosula, 3096 nucleotides long. Lineage: Eukaryota; Viridiplantae; Streptophyta; Magnoliopsida; Malvales; Dipterocarpaceae. The record is from the annotation of a GenBank genome assembly.
AGCUAUUUUUUGGACAGUUGUGGUCAGCCCAAUUUCUUAGCUUUUUUAAAUGGCAGAAGUUUCACUUUUUUCGAUUCAGAGCGAUUAAUGGAUAACUCACUGCGAUUGCGCGCUUCACACUGCCACCCACUCCCACUUCCCUUCUCCGCUCCUAAACCCCUCUCUUCUGCUACCACUGCCACUUCUGUCUCAUUCUCUCCCAAGCCGGAACCACCUUCUCCGCCGCCUCAACCUCCGGAGCCCGGCAUCCGUCGUCCCCAAAUACUCAACUCUACCCCGGCCCCUGAACCUAGUCAUUCUCCUACAACUCCUUCACCCAAAGUCUCAUCCAACCCUCUCAGAGGCCUUACUCAGCUCUCCAAUGUUUGCCCCUCGGCUAAUAAUACACCACACUCCAUCUCCUCCAAACUCCGCCUCUCCAGCAAACUUUCACCUCCUCCACCUCCACCCCCACCCCCUCCUUCUUCCCCACAGAAAUCCCAGAAUGAAACGCAAUUUUCCGAACCUGAAAGUGUUUCUAGCGAACCUGAGGGUCCCUCUCAAUUCCGCGAAGAGGGUAAGAUUUUCAUUGGAAACCUCCCUAAUUGGAUAAAGAAGCAUGAGGUUGCCGAAUUCUUCCGCCAGUUUGGGCCCAUAAAGAACGUGAUUUUGAUCAAAGGGCAUAAUGAAGUGGAGAGAAAUGCGGGGUUCGGGUUCGUCAUGUAUGGGGGACCGUUGGCAGAUAAGUCAGCGAUGAAGGCAGUGGAGUUUGACGGGGUGGAAUUUCAUGGGAGGAUUCUGACUGUGAAGCUAGAUGAUGGGAAAAGGCUGAAGGCGAAGGCAGAGGAGAGGUUUAGGUGGGUUCAGGGGUCUGAAGGUGAGGAGUAUCGGUCUAAAUGGCAUGAAGAUAGGGAAGGCUCCAGGAAGGCCUUUCGAAAGGUUUUGGAGACUGAACCUGAGAAUUGGCAGAAGGUUGUCAAUGCUUUUGAGAGGAUUAGGAAGCCCUCUAGGAGAGAGUUUGGUUUGAUGGUGAACUAUUAUGCAAGGCGAGGAGACAUGCAUCGUGCACGUGAAACAUUUGAAAGUAUGCGAGCGAGGGGAAUAGAGCCAACCUCACAUGUAUAUACCAACCUUAUUCACGCCUAUGCAGUUGGUAGAGACAUGGAGGAAGCAUUGUCUUGUGUUAGGAAAAUGAAGGAAGAGGGCAUUGAGAUGACAUUGGUAACAUAUAGUAUACUUGUUGGAGGAUUUGCUAAAAUUUGCAACACUGAAGCUGCAGAUUAUUGGUUUAAGGAGGCAAAAGAGAGACAUACAACUUUGAAUGCAAUCAUAUAUGGCAAUAUCAUAUAUGCUUAUUGUCAAACAUGCAACAUGGAACGAGCUGAAGCUUUGGUGAGGGAAAUGGAAGAAGAAGGUAUUGAUGCCCCUCUUGAUAUUUAUCAUACAAUGAUGGAUGGUUACACAAUGAUUGGCAAUGAAGAAAAAUGCCUGAUUGUGUUUGAAAGACUUAAGGAAUGUGGGUUUACUCCAUCAGUUAUCAGUUAUGGAUGCCUUAUCAAUCUUUAUACUAAGAUUGGAAAAGUUUCUAAAGCCUUGGAGGUAAGCAAAAUUAUGGAAUCUUCUGGCAUAAGGCAUAAUAUGAAGACAUAUUCCAUGUUGAUCAAUGGAUUUUUGAAGUUGAAAGAUUGGGCAAAUGCAUUUGCAAUUUUUGAAGAUGCGGUGCGAAAUGGUUUAAAGCCUGAUGUAGUGCUUUACAAUAACAUCAUCAGAGCAUUCUGUGGGAUGGGUAACAUGGAUCGUGCUAUUCAUACUGUCAAGGAAAUGCGAAAAGAGAGGCAUAUGCCUACUACACGUACAUUUAUGCCUAUCAUACAUGGUUUUGCAAGAACUGGUGACAUGAAAAGGGCUUUGGAAAUUUUUGAUAUGAUGAGAAUGACUGGUUGCAUUCCAAGUGUACAUACUUUCAAUGCUCUGAUACUUGGUCUUGUUGAGAAACGCCAGAUGGAAAAAGCUGUUGAAAUAUUGGAUGAGAUGAACCUGGCUGGUAUAAGUCCAAACGAACAUACAUACACAACCAUCAUGCAUGGCUAUGCAUCGCUAGGUGAUACUGGAAAAGCAUUUCAAUACUUCACAAAAUUGAGAAAUGAGGGUCUCGAGCUAGAUGCAUACACAUAUGAGGCGCUUUUAAAAGCAUGUUGCAAAGCAGGGAGGAUGCAAAGUGCCCUGGCAGUCACAAAAGAAAUGAGUGCUCAGAAGAUUCCAAGAAACACCUUUGUUUACAACAUAUUAAUUGAUGGAUGGGCUCGAAGAGGUGAUGUUUGGGAGGCUGCUGACUUAAUGCAACAAAUGAAACAAGAAGGUGUUCAGCCUGAUAUUCGUACCUAUACAUCUUUCAUAAAUGCAUGUUGCAAGGCUGGAGAUAUGCUGAGGGCAACACAAACAAUCCAAGAAAUGAAAAGUAUGGGAGUAAAGCCAAACGUUAAAACCUACACAACAUUAAUCCAUGGAUGGGCGCGUGCAUCUCUUCCAGAGAAGGCUUUGAAAUGCUUUGAAGAGAUGAAGUUGACUGGAUUGAAGCCUGACAAAGCUGCAUAUCACUGCUUGAUGACAUCCUUACUUUCGAGGGCUACCAUUGCGGAGGCAUAUAUUUACUCAGGAAUAGUUUCUAUUUGUAGAGAGAUGAUAGAGUCAGGCUUGACAGUUGAUAUGGGGACUGCAGUCACAUGGUCCAAGUGUCUGCGAAAGAUUGAAAGGUCCGGCGGAGAACUCACAGAAGCCUUGCAGAAGACCUUCCCUCCUGAUUGGAACGAAUGCCACCAUACUACAAAUACAGACGAGGAAUCCGGCAGUGACGAUGUUGAUGAAGAAACAUAUUUCAGCAGUGGGAUUGAUAGUGAUGAUGAAGAUGAAAAUUUCAACCACAGGUCCAUGUUUUGAUUUAAAAAUUGGAAAUUGCAGGCAUUGCAUUCCAUGGGAAUGAGAUAUAUAUGUAUACACAUAAAUUUCUCGGGCAAUUUUUGCAACAUAUUUACAGUACAAACUUUUGUGUGUAAAAUCAUUUUAACUAUAAUGGUAUUUUUAAUUGGUUUUCAAAAUGAGUAAAAUUUACAUAUUUGU